Molecule: messenger RNA, 3597 nt
Organism: Cynoglossus semilaevis (tongue sole)
Lineage: Eukaryota; Metazoa; Chordata; Actinopteri; Pleuronectiformes; Cynoglossidae
Gene: trim37
Product: tripartite motif containing 37
Exons: 26
Coding region: 364-3216 (950 amino acids)
Biological process (GO): protein autoubiquitination; protein monoubiquitination; aggresome assembly
Cellular component (GO): aggresome; ESC/E(Z) complex; peroxisomal membrane
Molecular function (GO): ubiquitin protein ligase binding; zinc ion binding; ubiquitin protein ligase activity
Source: RefSeq, a predicted model, not a curated record
CGACAAACAAGCGGUAGGAACGGAGCCGUUUGAUUGGAUAUUUUCUGAGGACAGACUCUGCUGCUUUCUGUACACAUCUUUCUGCCCAAGGCGAUAAGGCUAACAUCUUUCUUCGCUUUGAAGCUUCGUCCAACCGUCGCAGAGCUGAACAGAGGUUUCGAAUGUAGCUACAACAACGGAGACGGUUUUACUGUCGGUUAUGAUUAAUGGCAUGUAACGUAACCGCAUUGUCCCUGUCGUUUAUCAGGUGUGACAGAACAAGCUGAAGCUGCAAGGUAACCGCCUGACAACUACUACCUUCAUCAGACUUGUCUACAAAGUCUUUAAUUUGUUCUUGACACCAGCAACCUCAAACUGGCUGAAAUGGAUGAACAAAGUGUGGAGAGCAUUGCAGAGGUGUUUCGCUGCUUCAUAUGCAUGGAGAAACUGAGGGAUGCUCGCCUCUGCCCACACUGCUCCAAACUGUGUUGCUUCAGCUGCAUACGACGAUGGUUAACAGAGCAGAGAGCCCAGUGUCCACACUGUCGUGCUCCUCUCCAGCUGAGGGAGCUGGUAAACUGUCGUUGGGCAGAGGAGGUCACCCAACAGCUGGACACUCUACAGCUGUGCAGCCUCACAAAGCACGAAGACAAUGACAAAGACAAAUGUGAGAACCAUCACGAGAAGCUGAGUGUUUUCUGUUGGACGUGUAAGAAAUGCAUCUGCCAUCAGUGUGCUCUGUGGGGAGGAAUGCAUGGCGGCCAUACCUUUAAACCUCUUGUGGAGAUCUAUGAGCAACAUGUGAGCAAGGUAAAGGAGGAGGUUGCUAAACUACGCCGUCGCCUCAUGGAGCUCAUCAGUCUGGUGCAGGAAGUGGAGAGGAACGUUGAGGCUGUCAGAGGAGCCAAGGACGAGAGAGUCCGAGAGAUACGAAAUGCUGUGGAAAUGAUGAUCGCACGUCUGGACAAUCAGCUCAAGAACAAACUCAUCACUCUCAUGGGCCAGAAGACGUCCUUGACCCAGGAGACAGAGCUGCUGGAGUCACUGCUGCAGGAGGUGGAGCAUCAGCUUCACUCCUGCAGCAAAAGUGAACUCAUCUCCAAGAGUCCAGAGAUUCUGCUCAUGUUUCAGCAGGUCCAUAGAAAACCCAUGCAGUCCUUCGUCACCACACCAGUCCCUCCAGACUUCACCAGUGAGCUGGUCCCUGCCUAUGACUCCAGCACAUUUGUUCUUGUCAACUUCAGUACUCUGAGGCAGAGGGCUGACCCAGUGUAUAGCCCACCACUACAGAUAUCUGGCCUGUGCUGGAGACUCAAAGUUUAUCCAGAUGGUAACGGUGUGGUUCGUGGAAACUACCUGUCUGUGUUCUUGGAGCUGUCUGCCGGACUUCCUGAAACGUCAAAGUACGAGUACCGAGUGGAGAUGGUUCAUCAAGCCUCCAACGACCCAACUAAGAACAUCAUUCGGGAAUUUGCCUCAGACUUUGAGGUUGGUGAAUGCUGGGGCUACAACCGCUUCUUCAGACUGGAUCUUUUAGCAAGCGAGGGUUACCUGAACACUCAGACGGACACGCUGGUUCUGUGCUAUCAGGUUCGCUCACCCACCUUCUUCCAGAAGUGCAGAGAUCAGUACUGGUACAUCAGCCAGUUGGAGUCGGCACAGAGUGGCUACAUUCAGCAGAUUAACAACCUUAAAGAACGACUGGCCAUUGAACUGUUUCGCCGUCAAACCUCCCGCAGCUCCUCUCCUCCUGACCUGAGGCUGGCUACAAGCACCACUGCCUCUGAAAGAGACCCUCGCUCAGUGAAGAGUGACGAUGACAUCCACACAACGCUGAUCAACACUAAAAAAGCAGAGGAAGAGGAGAGGACACAACAGGAUGACUCGAAUGAAUUGUCAGAUGGUGACCUGGAAGUGGACUGUCUCACAGAGGAGGAGGUGAACCCUCUGGAUGGCAGCAGCACAUCAGGAAGCUCCACAGCCACCAGCAACACAGAAGAGAAUGACAUUGAUGAGGAGACUAUGUCGGGAGAAAACGACGUGGACUUUAUUGGGAACCUGGAAACAGAGGAAGGAGAACUUUUUGAUGACUUGGCAGGAGCCACAGGCAUGUUUGGAGGAGGCGGCUCCAGUGCACCUUCUUUACAUCGAUGUGUUGCUGCUUCUGCUCGUAGCAGCAGUAAUAGCGGAGCUGGGGCGUGUGCCGCAGGGAGCAACAGUCUUCUCGAGCUGGAUCCCGUCAUCCUGAUCCAACUUCUGGACUUAAAGGAGCGCAGCAGCGUGGAGUCUUUGUGGGGCCUUCAGCCUCGGCCUCCAUUAUCUCUGCUGCACACACAAGCUCAUUCUCACUCCAGAAAAGAACGGGAGCGACGGCCUCAGGUGGUUCGGCGAUCUACGCCAGACUCUGGGGUCCUUGUUCGCCUCAAGGCUCAGAUGGCAGAAGUCCGCAGUAAGAUGUCUGCCAAGAACCAAGUGCUGGAAGCUCGAGCGCCUGCAGAGCCCAGGCCUGGCCCAUCAGGGGCCUUCAGCGUGGAGGAGGUCCCCUCUCAUCGUGCUGACUCAGAGCUUUCAGCCUGUCGCAAGACCAGUGAUUUGGACCUCCUUUGCAGAGCUGCCGUGCGGUCCAGGGCUAGCCGUCCGGCCAGGAAGUCUCUGUCUCCUGUUCUGGACAGUAGUGAUUCAGUGGUUAUGAAGAGGAAUCCAGAGGAGAUGGACAAGGAGCUGAGUGGAGCAGAGUCUUCCACUGAGCUCAGUCACCACCCAAAAGAGGUUGGAGGUGCAGAAGGUUUGCUAAAAGCUAACAGUGCACAGAGUUCCCACGUGUCUCACAGCAGCUCUUCAUCAGACCAGGCCUCCACCUCCAAGCAGCAGUACUCCCUGGAGCAGCAGCAGCUGUUCGCCGCCUCAGGGCCAAAGGAUGGCGGCAUCUUCUCCUUGAGAGCACCAAGCUAUUUGAUUGUCAGUAAAAAUGGCAGCAGCAGGACUUUGGGGGCAACAAUGUUGAACUGUGACUCUGAAGGUUCAGCAAACUCCCAUCAGUCUUUGCUGGAGACUAAUUCUACACAGCCACACGCAAAGGAAGAUCAGCCCUCAUCUGGUCUUGUGGCAGCAACAAGCAGUGACAGUGACACUGAAGAUGAAGUGCUGCAGAGCAACAAUUCCAGUUACGACAACCAGGCUGCUCCCUGCACGGGAGACCAUCUUUCUGAUGACAUCACUCUACCAACUGACAGGUGAUUCAGUCAGAGUUGGUCCGAUCAGAGAUCCCGUACAUUCGACCCUCAGUGAUACUGCAUGACACUGACAAAGAUCUGUUGGUGUCAGUCUGAUGUGUAGAGUAGAAGCUGCUGCUGAUGCAUGAAGUUGAAAUGAUUUACAGCACCUGAUGUUUUUGAUGCACUGUUUGACCAGAACCCUGUAGGUUAGAGGAACUACAUGCGAUGCAUUGAAUUUUUACAGACACUAAAUAGCAUAUUAUCUUUAAUAUAUUGGAAAUACAGCAAAUCUCUGCUGCCUAAGAGGAAAACUUCUACUGCAGCCACUUGUGCAACGACUCUGUUGGUUUGUUUGUUUGUUUAAUUUAAAUUUUAUGCAUAACAAAUAAAGAAUGUGAAAGUA